AUGUCCACUUUCCAGAGUCCGUAUUUCCAGCAGCAGUUGGCCAUUGCGGUGCAAGCCGAAAGGGUGCUGGCAGUCCGCGACAAGUUGGUGAAGAGGAGCCGAGAAGCAGAAGAGUGUCGAGAGUACAUUUCGGCCCUAACGCAGCCCAGCCACCCGGUCCGUGUAACCCGGACCGGGUACGUUUAUAAACGAUUAUCAGACCCGGCGGCCGUGAACCAUUCUGCCGCAUUCGAAAUACUCAGUGCCCCAACGGCCCUCGAACUCAACCAGAAGGAACGAGCGGCGCUUGUGCGUGAGAUCGAGGCGCUCAAGAAACAGCAGAAAGAUGAACUCCGGAAACUAGUCGACCUGAAACCCGACUUCAACGCCAACCCGGAACUCCGAUUCUUGCUCAACCAACGCGAAGAUGACGAAAGCUCCGAUGACGCAUGA
Molecule: messenger RNA, 432 nt
Organism: Gregarina niphandrodes
Lineage: Eukaryota; Apicomplexa; Conoidasida; Eugregarinorida; Gregarinidae
Exons: 2
Coding region: 1-432 (143 amino acids)
Source: RefSeq, a predicted model, not a curated record